Rotaria sordida is the source of this 300-nucleotide messenger RNA. The record is from the annotation of a GenBank genome assembly. Lineage: Eukaryota; Metazoa; Rotifera; Eurotatoria; Philodinida; Philodinidae.
AUGGCAAAUUUGAAGACUACUGACAAAGAGGACGAAUAUGUACUUCCUUUAUCUUAUCAAUCGAAUCUAGUCAAUUUUAUAAUUCGUUUAACAGCAACUAAUGAAGUCGUCAACAAUCAAUACUAUACUAGUCCAUAUGCUCAUUGUAAUUUUUCAACUAGUUUGUCCAGUUCUAAACAGACUGACGAUGGUGAAAAUGAGACAAACAAUUACAUCAAUGAAUUUCAAAAAUAUCAAUGGAGUAAAUACGGUUGUACCAUGCCAAAAAAUUGGAUUGAUCCAUUCGAAAUAUAUGAUUAG